This is a messenger RNA of Paramecium sonneborni, 1827 nucleotides long. NCBI's taxonomy places the organism in Eukaryota, Ciliophora, Oligohymenophorea, Peniculida, Parameciidae. The record is from the annotation of a GenBank genome assembly.
AUGCUCAAAAAAUUGAAAUAGCAAACCAAGGAUGCUUUUAAUAAACAUUUUGGUAAGGAUCAAUACAAAGAAAUGAAAGAAGAAGAAUUUAAUAAUAAACAAGAUUUUUCAAAAUCACCACUUAGUCUCCCAAAUUAAAUCUAACCAGAUUCAAACAUAGAUGGGAAUGAUUAAGCAAAUUGUACUGAGUUUAUUUUUAAAUAGUUAAUCAAAACUUUGAUUAAAAUGCGUCUGAUGUUCCUUAAUUAGAUUUCAAUAAAGCAAUAAUACCAGAAGAACUGAUUCAGCAAAUGUAAGAAUAAGAAAUCAAAGAGAUUGCCGAAGAGCAGGCAAACAAAAAAUAUGUAAAGCCUAAAAAAAAUGAUGAAAUUCCAGACUUUCUUAAUUAAAAAAUAUGUUUGGAUGAAAAUGGUGAUAACUAUUAUGAAGUGGCAGCUAAAAAGGCUAAAGAGUAAAAUAGUACUAUGUAUUAGUUGAAGACUUUUGUAUCCAAAUAAGCAACAAGUGCGUAAAAAUAAGUCAAAGUAAUUAAUUAUAACUCCAUUUUUUAGAAAUAAUUAAAAAAAUUAGACACUCAUAUAAAAAAUAAAAUACUUGAAAAAAAAUAACAUAUUAAUCUUUGGAUUGCAGGAUAGGUUGAUACUUAAAUUGUUAGUUUAAUGAGUAGGAUAGAACCUAAAAUUACUGAAAGUGUCUAAAAAUCUGUACCUUACGAUUUUAUGUAAGAUUUUUUUUAGGAUGCUGCAAUCAAUUUAUGGAAAGAUUUCACUGACUUAAUUAGAUUGGAAUUAAGAGCUAAAUUAGAAACUAGUAAAGUAGAAAUUAGGAAAAGGGAUUCAAAAGGAAUAAUUUAAUAGAUAAGAAAUUUUAUACUAUAUUCUCUUUAUCCUGCAGAUCUCACUAAUCGUGAUCAUAUGAGAAGAAUCUCAUAUCAAAUCAUGAAAAUUUGUUAAUUACUUCCAUAUAUGGGUAUUUAGCCUAUGAUGUUUAUUAUUAUACUAUUAUGCAUUAAUAAAGUAUUCAUAAAUAAUUAUAAAGGAUGAAGAAUUUUAAUUAGUCAAUUAUAUUGCUGAGUAUAAAUCUAUGUAAUUUAUUACUAAUGGACUUCUUCCAUGUUUUCUUGCCUAUUUUCAUUAUUUGUUUUUUGAUUGUGGACCUGGAAAUCAUCAUUAAGUUCACAUUCUUAUUUUUACAUUAAUCGUUUAAGUUUUAAAUGUUUGGAUAGCAUAUAUUUUUUUAAGAAAAUCUUAUUCCAGAGGGGCUUUUUUAAAAGAAUAAUUGACAAUUGCAUAAGAUUCAAAAGGAGGCAGACUUAAAUAUUUUCUAAUUUAUGAUUUUAUUUCCUUGAAUAUUGCAAUCAUAAUGUCAAGUAAAGAUUAUUUAAUUAUUUUAGUAAUAUUAUAUAUUUAUAAAAUAAAAGAUAGUUCUACUUAAUCAUUUGGAGAUUUGUUAUUUUUUACUAGAACAAUGUAUGCUUUACUUUGUAUUCCUUUUGUAUUUUUUAUUUUUCCCUUUUUCGUUAAAAUGUUAACUAACGGUAUUCCGACUGGAUAUGAUAAAUAUGGAAAUUGUAUCCCAUCAUUGAGCACAAUUUAAAUAUAAUACAAGGAAACUAAAUUCAAAAGAUAAACAAUAGUUGAUAUAGAAGAAAUCCUUGAAAGGGAUAUUGAUGAAGAAAAUGAAAAAAAUCUUAAAGAAUAAGAAUAAGAAGAGUAAAAUAAUAAUAAUUAAGAAACAAAAAAUGAGAAUUUUAAAGAAAACGAAAAUGAAUAGAAAAAUAGUAAAAAAAAAAAGAAUAAAAAGGAGAUACAAAAAACAAUAGGAUGA